ACUAUCUCUGUCAUGGAUACUAUUAGGUUUGGCAGACUCACUAUUUCAAACGUGGUUGCUAAAGAACAUCUUCACCUUUACGACAAUUACGAUUUGAUCAUGCCACAUUUUGUUGAUCAGCGCCAUAUUGAUUAUGACAUUGGUGAAAACAACGGACUUCCGGUGCAUGUGGGUCAUGGAUCAUUCGGAGACGUUUUCCGGAUCCGGUUUACGGACGGGCGAUGUUCAGACACUAAAAUAUGUAUAAAAGAAUUCACAGAAAAAUACGGAACCAAACCAGAAGCGAUUGAAGAGGCAAGAAAACUGCUAUAUCUCUCCGACACCGGCUAUGUUCCUGUAUGUUUCGGUCUCAUAGAAUUUACAAACCAAGCUAUCAAUCAAAAUAGCUUCGGUGUUGUUCAAGAGUUUAUCGGGGAAGGCCAGACAUUUCAUAGAUUCCUUCGUCAAAGUAAAAACAACAUCAGCAAAGCUGACUGGAUCAGUAUAGCAUUCCAGCUGGCGCAUGGACUGGACAAGUUCCACGACAAACGAAUACUGGUCAACGACAUAAAGGCUAACAAUGUUGUAAUGUAUAAACGUAAGCAAGGCCACAGACUCAAAUACAUAGACUUCGGGCUGGCGUCCUAUCGUACUGGACGCACGUUUCACCCUCCUUCAGAAAAGCUUGCGCGUUUGCGCCACUUGGCUCCGGAAGUCCGAAAUGGUUUUCGGACAAACGAGUCGACGGAUGUGUAUAGUCUUGGUUGCCUUAUGCGAGAAAUAAAUGUUUAUGGAAACAUCAAGGAUUUGCUGUUGAUCAGUCAUAUGUGUACCCGUGAUGCACCAAAGAUGAGACUAUCGGCUCGCGCCACAAAGCUUCUGAUCGAAAACAUUGUCGACGAGUGAUGUUACAUAUGUGGAUGUUCUGACAUAGAUGUCAGAUGUGGAGCAUCUCAUCUAUCAAAAUGUCUAAGUCGGGUGCCUGGGUCAGAGGAGCUAUUGCUGAUGUGUUUCAGACAUUGUUGCAACUUGUAAUGAGCAUUUAAAAUGAUUCAACAAGGUCAAAAUAUUUCAAUUUGAGAACAUUUAUUUCUUUAUUUUGGAUUAUUAAAACGAAGUCACACAGAGCGAUACCAAAGUGUGGCUUGGCAUUACUUCGGAGUAUAGUGCCUUAGUUAGUCGUUUACAUGCGAGAUGUAAUUCAUCAGUUGACUUCAAUUGGCCAAAUGUAAAGAAAUAAAGAUGAAAAAAGUGGGGAUUUGGGAUAUGUUACCCUGGUAAGAUAUGGAGAACUUCAGAAAUCUGCAAGUCAGAGAUCUGUGGUUCAAACCAGAGCGGAGGCAUCGGGGAAAAUUUACAAUAACGCUUUAUAGAUUUAGAGCAUGGACAUAACUCGUUAUACCCAUUACUCAUAGUCCGUGUAAGCUUAUACAAAUACCCGCUGCUGUUUAAUGAGAUAUAGACUGAUAAAAUAAAACGUAAGAAUUUAUUACGAAAACAUACUAUGCUGGCAUAUAAGCAUAGCCUGUUUUCGUUAUGAAGUCUUACUUUUUACUGUAGGUUUUCUCCUUAAAUAUGGAAAACCGUACCAUAUUGAUAUCUUCUGUCUCCUAACAGUGAGUGUCGUCUUCCACCUGUACAGUCAUUGUAUACAUUUUUAUCCCCGGUUAGAGUUUUCGGCACGUUAUAGCCACGACUUUCUAUAUUGGGCCGAUGGUUAUUUUGUCAUUUUGAAAUGUUAAUUCUUUUUUACCGUAAAUUUGAUACAAUGUGUACAUUAUUCAGCUUCUCUCUAAAAGUUUCCUAAUUUAUAUAUUAUAUUAUAGCUUCUCUCUAAAAGUUCCCUAAUUCAUAUAUUAUAUUACAGCUUCUCUCUAAAAGUUUCCUAAUUCAUAUAUUAUAUUACAUCUUCUCUCUAAAAGUUUCCUAAUUUAUAUAUUAUAUUACAUCUUCUCUCUAAACGUUUCCUAAUUUAUAUAUUAUAUUACAGCUUAUCUCUAAAAGUUUCCUAAUUUAUAUAUUAUGUUACAUCUUCUUUCUAAAAGUUUCCUAAUUUAUGUUUAUCUUAUUUAUAGCACGCCUCGUUAAUGGACAAGGCAACACAUGUAUAUGGUUGAUAUUUUGAUUGAUACAAUGUAAAAUAUCUUACAUUAUCGGAGAUUGUGAUGAAGUGUAUCAUAUCAAAUGUGGUUAAGUUCAAUGCUUUAUUAAGUGACCUUUUUCACAUCUUAAAAAAGACAGAGUAAAUGAACUUGUUUUAGAUCACUUUCAAAAAAUAACGGUAAUUUAAUUGUAUUUAGUACAGAAAAUAUUACCAUUUAUAAUGUCUAAAUUUUAUCUCUCUUAUCUAUCAGCUAGAGUCCUUCCCUUCGUUUCACUCUGUCAGCGAUAAGCUUGACAGCCGAUGUGAGGCUUCCAGAUAGUAUGAUAUUCUAUCAGCAUGGCUUUUUAUAGACGGCAUUUUAUGACAGUUAUUUUUUUAAUUCAUGUAUAACUCAUACGUAUUCA
This is a messenger RNA of Pecten maximus, 2487 nucleotides long. RefSeq names its product probable receptor-like serine/threonine-protein kinase At4g34500. Gene Ontology annotation, biological process: protein phosphorylation; mitotic DNA damage checkpoint signaling. The record is from RefSeq and is a predicted model, not a curated record. Gene Ontology annotation, cellular component: nucleus; cytoplasm. Gene Ontology annotation, molecular function: ATP binding; protein serine/threonine kinase activity. The coding region runs from base 13 to 885 and encodes 290 amino acids. The transcript has a single exon. NCBI's taxonomy places the organism in Eukaryota, Metazoa, Mollusca, Bivalvia, Pectinida, Pectinidae.